Messenger RNA from Exserohilum turcica Et28A, 846 nucleotides. Its product is annotated as glycosyltransferase family 34 protein. Gene Ontology annotation, molecular function: glycosyltransferase activity. The transcript has 3 exons. Gene Ontology annotation, biological process: protein N-linked glycosylation. Lineage: Eukaryota; Fungi; Ascomycota; Dothideomycetes; Pleosporales; Pleosporaceae. Gene Ontology annotation, cellular component: Golgi membrane. Bases 1 to 846 code for a protein of 281 amino acids. The record is from RefSeq and is a predicted model, not a curated record.
AUGUCUUCUUCUCAUCGGCUUUCCAUCCAUCCUUUGGUAUUACGGACCACUCCAGGGCACAACGAUACCCUACCCGAGACCGCCAUGAGCAUACCAGAGGCAUCUUCUGAGCUCAUAAAAACAACUACGGCCAAGCGCGCAACGUGUCGGAAGUACUCAACUUUUGCCAGUGCGAGAUUGCGCAUUGCAGUCGUUACCGCACAUUUUGGUGAGCAUAAAGAGCACUACGAGAUGGUGCGUCAAACGCACCUUCUUCACGCUUUAGUCCACGGCACAGAGGUCAGGGUCAUGUGGGAUCCUAUUGUUGACGACCUGUGGAACAAGCCUGCGUUUAUCUUAGAGCUCCUCAUGCGCGAGAUGGUGAAACCAGAGAAGGAGCGGCUUGAAUGGAUCCAAUGGGUAGACCGUGAUACCCUUGUCCUGGACCAAUGCCGCCCUAUAUCGAGUUUCCUUCCCCCAGAGGAGACGCGCUCCAAUCCGGGGUGGUAUCGCGACGACCGAACCAAACAAGUGCAUCCAAACACAACGAAUCUCCAUUAUAUUCUUGAUACUGACCAAUUCACACAUGAAACAAGAUACAUACCCGAGCAUCGGCUCAAUGCGUAUGGCGAGGGCGGAGCACCAUUGUUUGAGGAGCGACAGGAUACCGAAGGGUUACAAGAGGGUAGUGCUAGGAGAGGUGGCUAUUUAGUGCACUUUGCAAGGCAUGGGCACAAGGGUGAAGCCAUCAGAGAAUGGACCGGCAUGCUCGGUAGGCUUGGAGAUGUUUGGAAGGAGAAGAAGGUGCCGAGAGAUGUGUCACCAGGCAUUGAGGCUUUCUGGGCGAACCUUGGCUAUGCGAGAUAG